Molecule: messenger RNA, 921 nt
Organism: Staurois parvus
Lineage: Eukaryota; Metazoa; Chordata; Amphibia; Anura; Ranidae
Source: the annotation of a GenBank genome assembly
AUGCCUGAAACUGGACAAGAAAGCAGCACCACCCCAGCCAAGGAGUCCCCCUUCUCCAUCAAAAGCCUCCUGACCUGUGAACCUUCCAGAGCAGCCAGGCCACCAAAGGCUCUCUUCACCCCAAUCAAGGGGACCUUGGAUGGAGCAGCUUUUGCCCUGUCGCCAUUGACUGACCUGUCCUUCCCUCGACUGGAGAUACCUACCCAGAGGUUCGCCUUACCUGCACAUUACCUGGAGAGAUCCCCAGCUUGGUGGUACUCGUACACCUUGACCCAUGGAGGACACACACACAGGACAGAAGUUCCUGAGAAGAGCCUGCUGCUGGGCCCCUCUUCCCCGGUCUCUGGGGGUGAAAGAGACUCUCCAGAGCCCCUCCACAGCCUCAAGCAGGACCUGGAUCCCAAAGAGAGCGACUCCAAGAGCCCAGAGGAGAUCAUCCUAGAGGAGAGCGAACCUGAGGAGUCCAAGAAGGAUGAGAGUGGUGAGGACUGGAAGAAGUUGGACGACUCCUCAGACAAGAAGCCCUGCAGGAAGAAGAAGACCCGGACGGUGUUCUCCAGGAGCCAAGUCUUCCAGUUGGAAUCCACCUUUGACAUGAAGAGGUACCUGAGCAGCUCCGAGAGGGCGGGACUUGCGGCCUCUCUACACCUGACUGAGACCCAGGUGAAGAUCUGGUUCCAGAACCGCAGGAACAAAUGGAAAAGGCAGCUGGCUGCAGAACUGGAGGCUGCCAACCUCAGCCACGCCGCUGCCCAGAGAAUCGUCAGGGUGCCCAUCUUGUACCAUGAGAACUCCUCCAGCACAGAGAGUGCCAGCUCUGGGGCCAACGUGCCAGUUAGCCAGCCCCUACUGACAUUCCCCCAUCCUGUCUAUUACUCUCACCCUGUAGUCACUUCAGUGCCCUUACUCAGACCAGUGUGA